Molecule: messenger RNA, 204 nt
Organism: Drosophila miranda
Lineage: Eukaryota; Metazoa; Arthropoda; Insecta; Diptera; Drosophilidae
Exons: 1
Source: RefSeq, a predicted model, not a curated record
AUGUUGUCUCUGCUUCGCUUGCUGUUGGUGUGGACCAUUCUCGGCCAGGUCUUGGCUCUGGAUGAGCGGGAGUACGAUACCCAGGUGGCCCCGCUUACAACCACUGGUAAUAGAUGGUGGCGCAGCUUUGCCAAUCAAGUGCGCCUCGCCUUCAGCCGCUGGCAGCCCAAGCCGAAAACGAGGACCAAACCGCUGGCACGCCAA